UAAUUCACAUCAUCAUAGUACGAACUGAGAGUGCUCUCAUUUUGCAUUUAGAAUAAUCCCAUAUUCCAUGCAUAAACAGAGGCCAAAGUUACAAAACAAUUAAUUCUCUUGACCUUUUCAUCAUUUCCCCAUAAACACCAAUUCCACCUUUUUCUUUUACAAACCCUUAAUCAUAUUACUACUCUAUUUGCCUCCCAUUAGUCAUCUCAUUUCCCUUUGAUAUAAUCACAGAUUUCAAAAAGAAGAAAAGGCGGAUUAUUGCCUCUUUCCUUUUUCCUUUUCUUCUCAAUCUCCCCGUUGGCAAUUUUGAUUCAUUUCUUGACUCACCAACAGGGGAGAUAAUCAGAGGAUCCUUACCAGGUUGGAGAUUCUUCCGGGAGUGUUCUUUAUUCUACAUCUGAAGUGGGAUUGAAUAAAAAGGUACCAAAAAGUCAGACGAGGUUUUUCAGCAUUUUUUUUACUGGGCCGCUGUUGGAUUAGGAGAAUGGGAAAACCAACCGGGAAGAAGAAAGGUCCUGUGGGCUUAAAUCGCAGUGAUUCAAAUGCUGCUAAGGUUGGCAAAGCUCCAGAUCGUACCUCUAAAGCAUUUGAUGAAGACACAGCUGUCUUCAUUAAUAUGUCCCAAGAAUUGAAGGAAGAAGGAAACAAACUUUUUCAGAAACGUGACCAUGAGGGAGCUAUGUUGAAGUAUGAAAAAGCUCUCAAAUUGCUCCCCAGAAACCAUAUUGACGUUGCUUACUUGCGCAGCAACAUGGCUGCCUGCUAUAUGCAAAUGGGGCUUGGUGAGUACCCCAGAGCGAUAAAUGAAUGCAAUCUGGCACUUGAAGUUGCUCCUAAAUAUAGCAAAGCUUUGCUGAAGAGGGCUAGGUGUUAUGAGGCUUUGAACAGGCUUGAUUUGGCCUUAAGGGAUGUUAACAAUGUUUUGAGUAUGGAACCUAAUAAUCUAACUGCUUUAGAAAUUGCUGAGAAGGUGAAGAAGGCAGUUGAGGUAAAGGGCGUCGAGGAUAAAGAGAUUGUUCUGCCCCCUGAAUAUGUUGAGCCUCCCCUUCCAUCCAUAUCGAGCAAGAGUACGAAAGAGAAGUUGAAAAAGAAGAAAAGUAAUAGAUUUGAGAAGAGGAAGGUUGCGGAAGUUGAGCAAAAGAGAGAUGAGGAACCUGCAGAUAAGAAGGCUGAGGAUAAGGUUGUUGUGGAGGAGAAGCUUAGCGUUAAGGAAGAAAAAGUGGCCACAAAGACUGUGAAAUUGAUUCUCGGAGAGGAUAUAAGAUGGGCCCAGUUACCAGUUAAUUGCAAUAUUAGACUGGUGAGGGAUGUUGUUUUGGAUCGCUUUCCAAGUCUGCAUGCUGUGCUUGUCAAGUAUAAGGACCAAGAGGGUGACUUGGUUACAAUCACCACGACUGAGGAGCUGAGGUUGGCCGAGACAUCAGGCGAUCUUCAGGGCUUUUUGAGACUAUAUGUUUCAGAAGUUAGUCCUGAGAAAGAACCAUUUUAUGGGAGCAAUGAAGUUGAAGAUUUUAAUAGCACCAGCAAAUUGUCUACUGUUGCGGAGAAUGGGAAUUUGGAGAAAGGCUUGGAACUGGACAAAGGUCAAACCUGUGUUGAGGACUGGAUUAUCCAGUUUGCACGCAUAUUCAAGAAUCAUGUUGGGUUUGAGUGUGACUCGUACUUGGAUCUUCAUGAGAUAGGGAUGAAGUUAUACUCAGAAGCUAUGGAGGAUACGAUCACAAGUCAAGAUGCACAACAGCUUUUUGAAAUUGCUGCACUGAAGUUCCAAGAGAUGGCUGCUUUAGCCAUGUUUAAUUGGGGAAAUGUUCACAUGUCAAGGGCAAGGAAGCGAGUGUUUUUCAAAGAAGAGGGUGGUUCUAAGGAAUCUGCAAUGGCAGACAUCAAAUCCGCUUAUGAAUGGGCACAAACGGAAUAUGUUAAGGCGGGAAUGAGGUAUGAAGAAGCUCUUAGAAUCAAGCCAGACUUCUAUGAAGGUCUUCUUGCUCUUGGCCAACAGCGAUUUGAACAUGCAAAACUCUCAUGGUAUUAUGCUAUUGGAAGCAAGGCUGAUUUAGAGAUGGGAGCCUCUCCACAAGUUUUGGAGCUGUACAACAAGGCUGAGGAUAGCAUGGAAAGAGGCGUGCAGAUGUGGGAAGAGAUGGAGGAGGAGCGACUAAAUGGCCUCUCGAAAUCAGAUAAUCAUAAAACUGAGCUGCAAAAACUGGGAUUAGAUGGGUUAUUUAAAGACGUAUCCCCUGAAGAAGCUGCAGAGCAAGCUGCAAAUAUGAGAUCUCAGAUACACCUUCUCUGGGGGACGUUGCUGUACGAACGCUCGGUUGUGGAAUUUAAGCUGAGUUUACCGACUUGGGAAGAAUGCUUGGAGGUUGCAAUUGAAAAGUUUGAACUUGCUGGAGCAUCUCCUACAGACAUAGCAGUAAUGGUGAAGAACCAUUGUUCCAAUGAGACUGCUCUGGAAGGCUUUGAAGUUGAUGAGAUAGUACAGGCAUGGAAUGAGAUGUAUGAUGCUAAUAGGUGGCGGUCUGGUGUCUCAACAUUCCGGCUAGAACCUCUUUUCCGUCGUCGGGCUCCAAAACUUCAUUCUAUGCUACAGACUUUUUAAGGUUUCAUGUUCGUGAUUGGCGAUUUUGCAUAAUACUAUUAUUUCUUCAUUGUCCAAUGGCUUGCAUACUACGAAGGUAAAGUGAUGCUCAGAAAUUGGUUUUCUUUCUAGCUGCCUGCUGACUUUCCACAAAGAAAAACUAGCAAAUUUGCUGUCUGUCUUUCAUUGCUUCUAAGGACAUUGGUUUAACAGGGGAAAAUUUUCAAGUUUUGUCUAACUAUGAGCCUAGUUAUUAUGGUUUAUAUUAACUACAAAGCUUUUCUCAACCUUGCCUCCAACUGCCACCCAUUAGUGCAGAAACAGAUGAGGUGACAAUUUCUUGACAUUGAUGUACAGUUUAUUGCCUGACACUCAAAUUUAUAAAUGCACAUGACUCGUACCUUAUGGAGAUGUUUUCACUAUAUUCUUGGAGUUGUCCUUGGUUGAUGUUAAUUAAUUAGUAGUUAUCUCAGUGUUUCUUUCAUGCUUGAAAGGAGUCAAUAAUAUAACUAAGAGAACAGCACUUUGGUUAAGAUAAUUCCAGAUUAUGCGCAGAAAGAUUGAUGGAGGGCUGAGAAUGGCCAGAAACCACUUUUUGCUGUUUGCCUACUAGCUUUAUUAUGUCCCUUACCUGGGGAAGUAUUGAUCUUCCAAAUUCUAGUUGUUGCAUUAAGAACUUGUGGCCUCAUUUGUUUGUUAUAGUGUUGAAUAAAAUUGAGAAUCAAACUACCUGAAUGAAAAUGGCAAGUUCUCCUUUUCUCGGUUUAUCAUAUUGGCUUUCGAGCGUCAAACUAUCAGAUAAAACCUGACUGAAAAUGGCAAGUUCUCCUUUUCUUGGUUUAUCAUGUUGGGCUUUCUCCAGUGUUCUGUUCUGCCCUGGCAAAACAGACUAUCCAAAGCUAAUGUUGAAGAUUGAAAGAGUCAUAGUUUCAGAAAAUGGACAAGCAAAAUCUGAAAUUCUAAGCCUGACAUGAGUGAAACUGUACGUCACACAGUAAAGCUGCAUCCUAAAAGCAAGAAUAGGAGGAAAAAAAGAUGAAAUUUUAGCUUAGUAGAUGGCAUGAACAUAUUGAGGGCAAAGUGAAGUGUUGCUUUAUGUUUGGCAAGACUGGCAUUAGUGGAAAAUUCGAUACUCAAAAAUGGGGAGAGUUGUCUCCUACAAUCAUCCAAAAUUUUCUAUUACAGUUUUUAGUAAAUAGUUCUAAGCAACGUAAGAUUACAAGGGAUAAAAGCAUAUUUCUGAAAGAUUAGUAUGAAAGUAUAUGUAUUUUCUUUCGACCUGGAAACUGAAACAGCAUGAGCUAGUUGUGUGGUGAUAUGAAAGGGGCUAAUCAAGUGUGUGAACACCCCACUAGUACUGUGACUGAAAGGGUUGACGCAUGCUUCUUGCUCCUACAGGUGUAUAAAAGAGUUAGUUUAGGUAAAGGACAUAAUUCACAAAUAUAGAACUUAUGACACGAGGAUUUGUUACUCUCUAGUGUACAACAGUUUACAGUCCAAUCAGGAUUUGAUCUAAAAUUGGGCUCAGUGCAAGGAAACUAGUGGUAACCACUGCAUGUGGAAGAAGCCCUGCGUUGUUUUUGUUAAGAGGUUUUUAUGUAACUAUUUAUUCUGGUCAUCUUACCAAUCCUAUCAGCUUUGGUCUUAGGGAGACAUCAGAGCCUUCUAUGUCCAGUUGCAUGCGUCAUAAAAUUCUGAUUGUAUGCUCAUUUAUGCUGCAAUGAUGACAUGCUUGUUGAUCUUCUUGUUUAAAGAUUCCUGUUUGAGAUUUUGGCUUUUCUUGGUGUCACGGAGGCAGGCAAAGGAGUGUUGGACAUGUGUCUGAGAGUAGUAGAGCUGGUGUCUAAUGAGAGUGGGGAGCUAUCUUCUGAGUGUCCUGGUCCUUUACCAACUGAAACUGAUCUUAGGCAUCUUCAGUUUUUCCUGUCCCAACUUUUCUGGACAAUGGGGCUAUGUUGCUGGAUUCUUGACGACUUGUUUUUUGAUUUGCUUUUGGAAGCCAACACACCAAAAAAAAAAAAAAGGAAAACAGAAGUUCACCAUUGAGUGAUGAUUUUGCAAACUAGGUAGCUUUCACGGGAUACAAAAAAAUUUCUUCAAUCUUUCACAAAAUUUUUGUUCCCCCUUGAGCGAAAUUUGGGGAGUAGUCUCGGUUUCUUAAAAGGUCAGUUGUAGACAAAUAUGUCUCGAGUGUAUGCUUACUUGUAUUCAUCAUGCCCUGUAGUGUGAUCUCUUGUUUGUUUUAUUUUGAUACAUACCACAGCUCAUUCUGGCUUUUUUGCUAAAAGAGACGAGAAUAUUUAUUUUAUUGUGUUGCUUCUCCUCAGCGGAAAUGGUUGGAAUACGAAUAUUAUUAUUAU
This is a messenger RNA of Coffea arabica (coffee), 4941 nucleotides long. The record is from RefSeq and is a predicted model, not a curated record. NCBI's taxonomy places the organism in Eukaryota, Viridiplantae, Streptophyta, Magnoliopsida, Gentianales, Rubiaceae.